AUGGAACUCGAGAGUUGGAUUCCUGGUGUAUUUCAGGACCUGGGACAGCCUUUUGGUGUCACCAUGAGUCCGUUGCCUCAACGACUUGAUGAGGGCAUACCACAAAAUGGAUCAUCAGACUCAGAAAUAGGACCCAAAAUACCAAUGGAGACUAGACCAGCUAGAACGAAAAAGCGACCGCAUACAAAGUCACGCCAAGGUUGUCUCAACUGCAAGGCCAGAAGAGUCAAGGUUGGACCCGUCCACCUAUCGGCAACUGUGUGCAGAAAUUGUUUGCUGACAUAUCCCCAGUGUCAAGAAACACAGCCUCACCCGUGUUCAAACUGCGUAGGACGAAACAUGGCGUGUGUCUAUCCAUCGAAAGACCAGCUCUUUCGCCGUCGUCGACCCGUUCCAACUGAAGGACCACCUGAACGACAGGAAUGGGCCCAUGAACCCAUCACUGGCGUAUUCACUGCAUCACCACUAACAGGUUGGAAAAACCUGUCAUACAAUUUCUCAGAUACAUUUUCGGCAGCCGACCUGCGGUUCUUACAUCACUUCUUGAUCACCGCAUACCCGCAUCUCCCUUUUGGGAGCGAAGACAUAUGGAAGACGUCUCUGCCGGCAUAUGCGCACGAGUGUCGACAUCUGAUGCAUGCAAUUCUCUGCCUGGGAGCUUCUCACCUGUCCCGAAUCACACAGAAUGGGGCUAUAUAUACGCCUAUGGCCAUAGCACAUAGAGGCAAGGCGCUUAAAGCACUAGGCGAAGCACUCGCAACAAGCGACCAGUGCACCAGAACCGAGCUAGAUUUAUUGUUAGCCACUACUUACGCCCUUACAUUCCAGUCUAACUACAUGGAAGACGGGCUUGUCGAUUUCGUCGUCAUGGUUCGAGGCUGCACAAUCAUAACUUUGCGUAUCCUGAAUAUCUACAAAGGGAGCGAAAUGUUUGACUCGCUUACGACGGAAGCUAUCUAUGCUCGUGUCCUGCCUCGUCUCCCACUGACUACAUGCUGCGAUGGGGAGAUGCUGGAUAUUUGCAUUCUGACCCUCGAAGGUAUCCAACCACUGCUCCAAACUAGCAGUCACAUGAUAACCUACCAGGCUAUCCUGAACGUAUAUAGGGGAUUGCAACUCUCUGUUCGAACAGGAUUUGUUGCGCUGAGCGAAGUAUACAAUAGCUGGGGACGAAUGGAUAAUCAGCAGUUCAUGGAGCUCCUAGAUCCCGGAAACCACGUCUCACGACUGCUGCUCCUUCAUUUCGUUGCGAUAACAGUUAUGAUGUGGCCAGUUUUCUGUAUACUGCGGCCAUCGAUGCUAAAGAACCCAAUGGCCGACCUUACUCCUUGUCAAUGGGGUGUUGCUAUAUACCAAAGUCUGCCUUUGAAUAUGCGCGAGCUGGUGGAGUGGCAGGCAACUUAUAUUGCCUCGGGUGGAGCCAUACGUAGUUCACUUGGGAACUUGGAUAAAGUUCAUGAGCAGUUAUAG
Penicillium daleae is the source of this 1470-nucleotide messenger RNA. Its product is annotated as Zn(II)2Cys6 transcription factor domain-containing protein. The coding region runs from base 1 to 1470 and encodes 489 amino acids. Lineage: Eukaryota; Fungi; Ascomycota; Eurotiomycetes; Eurotiales; Aspergillaceae. Gene Ontology annotation, biological process: regulation of transcription by RNA polymerase II. Gene Ontology annotation, molecular function: DNA-binding transcription activator activity, RNA polymerase II-specific; zinc ion binding. The transcript has 2 exons. The record is from RefSeq and is a predicted model, not a curated record.